UUGAUGUCUUUGCGAGCAAUCUUGAACCCGUCGAACUUGUUUGGACUUCGCCAAGAGGCUUUCACAGCAAUGGCCAAACUGGAAGCAAACCUUCAAGAUCUUGCUCCUGGAUUUCUGCUGCUAGUGUAUAAGAAGGUUCUGGCUGCCUUACUGCCAGCUUUGAACAUGCAUGCGGCCACAAUUCAAGGCUGCAAAGACAGACAUGACUUGCUCAUAGAGGUCGUUAAGCUUGCGUUGGAGGAGAUGCGAACAAUGUUGGAGCCCAAGUUUCCAAAGGAGAUUUCUUGGGACAAGAUCACCCAAAUGGGGCUCGUGACGAUGACGAUUGACGAGUUGCUGACUGUAUCAAUGACAAUUGAUGUAUCAAAUCCUGCAAGUUUUCGCAGGGUGCUGGAGCAGAAGUUUUUUCGGGCGAUUUGGAAAUCGGUUUCGCAAGAGAUGACCAUGCAGUUGAGGGACAGCAAAUUUGCAGGCAUCAACCUUGAGGAAGUCAUUGAACUAGUGGAUUUUGAAGAUAUUCAGCAUGCAAUCCGCCAUCCAAACCAGUUUCUGGAGAUGCUUGCAAGGAGAACUGGCCAAGCAGCGUUGAAGCUGGCUACAUUGCAGCUCAAACCGCUCCUUGCGCUUCCACAAGGUAUAGAUUGGAGAGAUCUCGAAUUGGAACUGGAGAAGCUGGAUCUUAAGACCUUGCGCUUAGCGAUUACCAAUUCAAGAACCCGAGAAGCUCUGUGGAAGUCAAUCAGUGGCCGGUCGCUAUCUUUUGCCAGGCGCAUUGCCCUUGCACAGGCCUGGCCGGUGUUGAAGCAACGCCUGCCACCAGUGAUCACUUUGCAAGACAUGCAGUACAUCACUGCUGAGCUAAAGGUCAGAGUCUUGCAGAGCGCGGUAGAGGACCCGAAAUCUUUCAUCACCUGGAUCUCCCAACAGGUUUCGCCUGUGGCCAUUAAAUUUGCGUUGGCGAGACUCCGACCGCAACUUGAGAAGCACCUACCGCCAGGCAUUCUGUGGAAAGAUACUGCGCGGGUGCUGGAACAUUUGGAGAUCCAGGACAUCCAGGAGGCGCUCACGGACCCUCGCAGUUUCUUCAAGUCUUUGGCGACGCGGACUGACAAGAUUGGAACCGAAUGGUGGGUUGUGCAAGUAAAGCGCCAGCUUGAGCCUCGGAUGCCUGCAGGCGUAAAAUGGGAAAAAUUGGCUGACAUCCUAAAGUUCCUCACCAUUCGGGAGCUAAACGAUGCUAUGAACCGCCCACGAAGGUUUAUGCUGUCCCUAACAAAGCGUGGUGGCCCGAUUGCUUUAAAGUGGAUGGUGGCCAGCCUACAACCAAGCUUGGAGGCCUUGUUGCCCAUUGGUAUCCCUUGGCAAGAUGUUCAGGUAGAGCUUCUGCGCUGUGACAUGACUGCAUUGAAAAAAGGCCUUCAGGAGCCACAAGCCUUGUUGGAUUCACUGAUCCGACAGACAGGCCCACUUGCAGCCAAAUUUGCCAUACAGCAGGCGAAACCUGUGCUCCAGACCCUUGUAGAAAAGGGCGUGAGCUGGAAAGACAUUGAAGACUCCUUGAAGGCAGUUGAAAUUCACGACCUGGUUGAGGGUUUGAAAGAUCCACGUAGGUUCAUAGCGGAGGUAGAGAGAACUGCGGGGCCACCAGCACGCGCGUGGGUUUUGGUCAAAGUCAAGGCUGCGGUGGCGGCCGUGCUGCCGCCUGACGUUACAUGGGAAGAUUUGGAUGGCAUAGAAAACACCGUCGGUGAGAUGAGUUUAGAGGAACUGCGCCAAGAUUUGAUGCAGCCAAACCGGCUCUUGAUGUCGUUGGCUUCAAAAUUCCACCCGUUGGCUGUCAAAAUCGUGCUGCAGAGACUUUGGGGCAGUUUAGAGGAGAUGAGCCUUGUCAAG
This is a messenger RNA of Cladocopium goreaui, 1893 nucleotides long. The record is from the annotation of a GenBank genome assembly. NCBI's taxonomy places the organism in Eukaryota, Dinophyceae, Suessiales, Symbiodiniaceae.